AUGAAGGAAACUUGCAUUCUGCUCCUCCUCUUAUGGCUUCCAUUGAGUUUGGCCAUAUCAAAUCAGACCCUCAACAACAGCAUAAUGACCAUGCCUGGCUGCCCAGCCAAGUGCGGAAACUUAACUGUUCCAUACCCGUUUGGCAUCGGUUUAGGUUCAGGGUGUUCCAUUGGAUCUUUCUUUGACAUCAACUGUAACACGUCUUUCACUCCUCCAAAAGCCUUCAUCGGUACAGGUAAUUUAGAGGUUAUUAACAUAUCAGACACCAAAGUCCGGGUGAAAAACUGGGUAGCUUCCAGAUGCUAUGAUGCGUUUGGUGCUGUAACCCUCGAAAACCCAGUUUCGUUGAGUCUACGAGCCACGCCUUACAGCUUGUCAAAUGAAAAUGUGUUAACAGUUGUGGGGUGUGAUGACAUGUCCUUAGGAAUCCUUCAAAGCUACAGAGGUGGAUGUAUUACAAUGUGCUCAGACAGGAGUGAAUUGAGUGACAAACAUUGUUUGGGAAUUGGCUGUUGUCAGACCUCCAUUCCCAAGGGUCUAAAGGUCUUUGUUACUUCCCUGGAAACCUAUGAAAAUCACACAAAGGUCUGGUCUUUUAACCCAUGUGGCUAUGCCUUUCUUGGAGAGAAGAAUAGCUACGUAUUUCGCCUUUCUGAUCUCUCCAAUCCACAUAUCGAAGAGAGAAUUUUAGAAACUGUGCCAUUGGUGUUGGACUGGGUGAUCGACAAUAGAAAUUGUAUUGAAGCUCAAAAGUUCAAUAAUUUUACUUGUCAAGAAAACAGUAUUUGUAUCGAUCCUGAUUCUGGUUUUGGAGGAUACCGCUGCAGUUGCUCUAGUGGAUAUGUGGGAAAUCCAUAUCUCAAACCAGGCUGCCAAGAUAUCAAUGAAUGCGACAGUAAUCCCUGCGUUGUAAACGGGAUUUGCAGUAAUACUCCUGGUGGUUACCACUGUUUUUGCCGGAAAGGUUACGUUGGUGAUGGCAAAAAAUCUGGUGUUGGUUGCAUUCUCUUGCAUUCUAAUAUACCUCCCCAGCAUUCAACUAAACUACUAGUGUUUCCAG
Molecule: messenger RNA, 1060 nt
Organism: Olea europaea var. sylvestris
Lineage: Eukaryota; Viridiplantae; Streptophyta; Magnoliopsida; Lamiales; Oleaceae
Product: wall-associated receptor kinase 2-like
Exons: 2
Cellular component (GO): membrane
Molecular function (GO): calcium ion binding; protein serine/threonine kinase activity; polysaccharide binding
Source: RefSeq, a predicted model, not a curated record